CUCUCUCGGAGCUCGCGAGAUCGAUCUCUCCGUUUCUCUCUCUCGCGAUCUCGAUCCCCAAUCUCAUCGUCUCGCGCACGACCCACAGGUUCUGCAAGACUGGUAAAUGUAAUGCUGCAAACCAUGUCUUAAUCGAGUGUUUAAUAAUGAUACCUAAAGAAAAGGCUGUUGAAUCAAGCUAUCAGUGAAGACCAGUGUUGUUGAUGUACAUUGUGCGCUAAUGAAUUUCUCUAGAUAAAGAAACCAAAUAUGGCAGCUCCUCGCUAUAAUAGAUCUCCAUCUAGAAGGCCUUUAUGGAUAAUCAUUUUGCUUACUCUGAUAUGUGUAGCAUUGAUUGGGGCUUAUGUUUAUCCGCCUCGCCACUACUCGGCCUGCUAUUUUCUAUCUUCGAGCGUUUGUAGCCCUUUUCACCCCCCUGCACCUGCAAGGGUUUACACAGAUGAUGAAAUCGCUGCUCAUGUUGUCAAUAUAAACAUUCUCUUGGCGCCAGCUUUCCAGCCGAAGAACCCUAAAAUCGCUUUCAUGUUCUUGACGCCUGGCUCAUUGCCUUUUGAGAGGUUGUGGGAGAAAUUCUUCCAGGGACAUGAAGACAGAUUUACAAUAUAUGUGCAUGCAUCAAGAGAGCAACCAGUACAUACAUCUUCUUUAUUCAUUGGCCGGAACAUCCGCAGUCAAAAGGUGGUUUGGGGUGACAUUUCAAUGGUUGAUGCCGAGAAGAGGUUAUUAGCAAAUGCACUCAGAGAUCCUGAUAAUCAGCAUUUUGUGUUGCUUUCUGACAGUUGUGUACCACUUCACAAUUUUGAUUAUGUAUAUAGUUAUCUGAUGGAAACAAAUAUCAGCUUCAUUGACUGUUUUGAAGAUCCAGGGCCACAUGGAACAGGUAGAUAUUCUGAGCAUAUGCUACCGGAAAUUGAGAAAAAAGAUUGGAGGAAAGGUGCACAGUGGUUCUCAGUUAAGCGGCAGCAUGCUUUGCUAAUUCUUGCUGACAUGCUUUACUAUAAUAAGUUCAAGCUUCACUGUAAGCCAGUCAAGGGACACAAUUGCUAUGCUGACGAACAUUAUUUGCCAACCUUCUUCCAUAUGGUUGAUCCGACUGGAAUUGCAAACUGGUCGGUUACACAUGUAGAUUGGUCUGAAGGGAAAUGGCAUCCUAAAGCAUAUAGAGCUGUUGAUGCAACCUUUGAGCUUCUAAAGAAUAUCACUUCUAUUGAUGAGAGUAUACAUGUUACCAGUAAUUUGAAGAAAGUAGUGCAGAAGAGACCUUGUCUAUGGAACGGGAUGAAGCGGCCAUGCUACUUAUUUGCCAGAAAAUUUUACCCCGAGGCACUCGACAAUUUGAUGAAUAUAUUCUCCAAUUUUACAGUUAUUUGACAAUCAGACCAAUGUUCUCAUUCUUUGCUCGAAGAUCAUCCUCCGCCCAUUGGCUCUCUCCAACGAAUCAACUGAUCCCCCCGCGAAAUGGAGGAAUUUUUCUGAGAAUGCUAUUUGCUGCUCUCUUCUCAGGUCAAUUUCUCAUCAUAUCUCCUCUUUACUAUUUAUUUUAUAAAUAAGGUUCUGUGUUUAAAUUCUCAAUCAUCAUGCCAUUCUGCCGAUUGGAACAGCAAUUUUGUUAGUCGAUUUAACUGCCGUAAGGUCAUCCAUUUUAGCUCACACUGUAAUCGCUUUCUCUGUCAUCCUUUUCUGGUAUUUAGUGAAAGUUUUGUUGCUCUUAAUAGUUAAAAUGGAACUCACUGUGCUCAUUAACAUCAAAAGUGAUAGAGGCGGAAAAGGGAACUUUCCUUUCCUUGUUUAGAAAGAUGGGAUAACUCAGUUCGAUCCUACAUAUUUAAUGUAUGAGAAGAUUACAAAGUUGUCAUUAAUGUUUGAAACUUCAACUCAUUUAACAUCUAUACAGGCUGUUUUUUGGUAA
Molecule: messenger RNA, 1909 nt
Organism: Ananas comosus (pineapple)
Lineage: Eukaryota; Viridiplantae; Streptophyta; Magnoliopsida; Poales; Bromeliaceae
Exons: 11
Coding region: 250-1371 (373 amino acids)
Cellular component (GO): membrane
Molecular function (GO): glycosyltransferase activity
Source: RefSeq, a predicted model, not a curated record